GAUUCUUCUUCUCUCUCUAUAAUAACACACAUCAAAGAAAAACAUACAAAUCUAAAUAAUUAAUAAUGCUAUCGUUAAACAAAUCCGACGACGUUUCUCCGCCACCUCUUUCAUCAAACUGUCUCCCAGUCACUCUUCAGUUCAUAGACGUUACAUACAAAAUCAAACUCGAUGAAUCAACAACAGUCCAAUCAUGUCUCAUAUCCUCCGGCACCGGAUCGUCGCCGGCGACAACAACAGAAAAAACAAUCUUAAACGGCGUGACAGGAAUGGUAAACCCAGGUCAAAUUCUAGCCAUAUUAGGUCCAUCAGGAAGUGGUAAAUCAACUUUACUAAACGCCUUAGCCGGUAGACUAAACGGUAACUCCUUAACCGGAUCAAUCCUAAUCAACGGUCAAAAACCAUCCAAACAUACCCUCCGCCGCACCGGAUUCGUCCCUCAAGACGACAUACUUUUCCCACAUCUAACCGUUAAAGAAACCCUAGUCUUCACUUCACUCCUCCGUCUACCAACUCACCUAUCAAAAACAGACAAAAUCCUAACGGCAGAAACGGUCAUGUCGGAGUUGGGUUUGUCUAAAUGCGAGAACACAAUAAUAGGGAACGCAUUCGUUAGAGGGAUUUCAGGCGGUGAAAGGAAAAGAGUAAGUAUUGGACAGGAAAUGAUUGUGAAUCCUGGUUUGUUAUUAUUAGAUGAACCGACAUCGGGAUUGGAUUCUACGGCGGCGUAUAGGUUAGUGUCGGCGUUGGCAAAGGCGGCGGUUAACGGAAAAGGUAGGUCGGUUGUAAUGUCGGUUCAUCAACCGUCGAGUAGGGUUUAUCAGAUGUUCGAAAUGGUAAUGGUUAUUUGUGAAGGAAGGUGUAUUUAUUUUGGAAAAGGAAAUGAAGCUAUGGGUUAUUUCGAUUCAUUGGGAUUCUCGCCGUCUUUUCCUAUGAAUCCCGCCGACUUCUUACUUGAUCUUGCUAACGAUGUGUGGUUUCACGAUGGCGCAAAUGCAACCGAAAGAGACAAACUCAUAAACGUAAAACAUUCUCUCGUAGCGAAAUACAACACUCUUCUAGGUCCUAAAGUUAGAGCCGCAUGCCUUGAGAACAAACUAACGACACUUAGUCGGUCUAUGACUAUUUCAAGAUCAUCCAACAAAACAAACUUCAUAGACGACGUUUUCACUUGGUUUAACCAAUUCAACAUCCUCUUAAGGCGUAGCCUCAAAGAACGUAAACAUGAAGCCUUCAACUCCCUAAGAGUCUUCCAAGUUCUCGCAGCCUCAUUCCUAGCCGGUUUCAUGUGGUGGCACUCCGACUCGAAAGACAUUCAAGACCGGUUAGGUCUCCUCUUCUUCAUUUCAAUCUUUUGGGGAGUCCUUCCAUCAUUCAACGCUGUUUUCGCUUUCCCACAAGAACGUGCCAUCUAUUUGAAGGAACGAGCCUCGGGAAUGUACACGCUCUCGCCUUACUUCAUGGCACGUAUAGUUGGUGACCUACCGAUGGAACUAAUUCUCCCAACAAUAUUCAUUUCCAUAACUUAUUGGAUGGCCGGUUUAAAGGCUGAUUUGGUUGCUUUCGUUUUGACAUGGCUUGUUUUACUCGGGUAUGUGCUUGUUUCUCAAGGUUUAGGAUUAGCUCUCGGGGCAAUGAUAAUGGACGCUAAACAAGCAUCGACAAUUGUGACUGUUACUAUGCUCGCAUUUGUAGUGACGGGAGGUUUCUACGUGCAUAAGGUGCCGGCUUGUUUGAGUUGGAUGAAGUAUGUUUCAACUACAUUUUAUUGCUAUAGACUUCUUGUUAAUAUUCAAUAUGAAGAGGGGAAGGGGAUUUCAUCGUUAUUGGCUUGUACGCGAUAUGGGACCGAUAUGGCUAGUUGUAAGUUUAUCGAGGAAGAUGUGCGUGGCCAAAUUCCCCAUUCGGUUAGUGUAAUCGCACUUCUCGUUAUGUUCGUUGGCUAUAGGUUGAUAGCGUAUGUCGCAUUGAGGCGAAUCAAAGCUUAAUGAUCGAUUGGUUUGGAGGUUCAUGGUUUCAUUGAUGGUUGAUGGAGAUAAUUGACUAACUGAUUUGGUUUGAUCAAUGGGGAUAUGAAAAAUAAUGAUAUAAGUAUUUGCAGACGAAAUUAAUAUAAUUGUCUGCUAUUUAUAUGGAAAUGUAAAUGAACAAAUUAAGUUUAUAUAUUAUGAUAUUGAUCAAUCAAACGAUUGAAAUAAGCAUAUCCAUUAAUUAAUGCUAAUAAUGCUAAUCUUUAAAUAGUUAAUACUACUUUUGAGUUUUGAUAGUUUGAUAUAUUCAGAUUU
This is a messenger RNA of Impatiens glandulifera, 2285 nucleotides long. RefSeq names its product ABC transporter G family member 25-like. NCBI's taxonomy places the organism in Eukaryota, Viridiplantae, Streptophyta, Magnoliopsida, Ericales, Balsaminaceae. Bases 66 to 1988 code for a protein of 640 amino acids. Gene Ontology annotation, molecular function: ATP hydrolysis activity; ATP binding; ABC-type transporter activity. Gene Ontology annotation, cellular component: membrane. The transcript has 3 exons. The record is from RefSeq and is a predicted model, not a curated record.